Molecule: messenger RNA, 1989 nt
Organism: Balearica regulorum gibbericeps (East African grey crowned-crane)
Lineage: Eukaryota; Metazoa; Chordata; Aves; Gruiformes; Gruidae
Source: RefSeq, a predicted model, not a curated record
GGAAUAUACUAUUUCCACGGGACUGAAGCAGUGCAGCAGUCGUUUCACUACAAGCCACCAGCUAAAUACCUCCUGCCAGAACUGACAGCAUCAGACUACGGGAAGAAGUGUGUGGUCAUUGAUUUAGAUGAAACUUUAGUGCACAGUUCAUUUAAGCCGAUUAGCAAUGCUGAUUUCAUUGUUCCUGUUGAAAUUGAUGGAACCAUACAUCAGGUUUAUGUGUUGAAACGACCACAUGUGGAUGAGUUUCUUCAGAGGAUGGGAGAGCUCUUUGAAUGUGUACUCUUCACAGCCAGUCUAGCCAAGUAUGCAGACCCAGUAGCCGACUUACUGGAUCGCUGGGGUGUGUUCAGGGCGAGGCUCUUUAGAGAAUCCUGUGUUUUCCACCGAGGAAAUUAUGUGAAGGAUCUGAGUCGACUGGGACGUGAGCUGAGUAAAGUUAUUAUAGUAGAUAAUUCUCCUGCAUCUUACAUCUUCCAUCCUGAAAAUGCAGUGCCUGUGCAGUCCUGGUUUGAUGACAUGACAGACACAGAGCUGCUAGAUCUUAUUCCUUUCUUUGAAGGACUAAGCAAAGAGGAAGAAGUUUACAGUAUGCUUCAUAAACUCUGCAACAGGUAGCCCUUAACUUUGACUGACUUCUGCUACUAGAUUGCAGUUGCUAGAGGCUGUCUCCAUCUUUUUCAGCUCUUUCAAAUAUAAGUGUUGGGGAGGUCACCCCUGUCAGAAGUGCUACUCUUGAUCUUCCUGUUACAUUGGACACGAAGGACAAUCAUGAGUGAUGCUAUUAAGCCUUCAGAAGCCUGACUCCUAAGGUCAUGUGUUCAGACUACUUUUUUAAAGGAAAAAAAAAAAAGAAGCUAUUUUAAAUGGGACUCUUUUAAUGAAUUUCAUAAAUGGACAACUUUUACUGGAUCAGCUUUUCUUAAAACAUGCCAAAAAAGAAGCUUGUAUUUCAGCAGUUGAAUUUCUCUCCCUUUCUUCCCCUCCCACUAUGCAGACAAUUUUACCCCCCUGCUUAGAGCAGUUGACCUGACUCUGAAUUUUUUCUUACAGAAUGAAGUGCCUUUUUGAAUGUUAUUUUAAGAUAAAAAUUCAUUUUUGUAUAAGACGUAUUUCCAGACAUCUUUUAGUCUUGUAUUGUCUAAAUGCUUUAAAAGGAAAAAGGAAAAAUUUUAUAGAGCACUGUAAUAUAUAACAAAGGAAAAGUUGAAACAAAGAUGCUGGGUUCCUGUCUCCACAACGACAUUAAGUUGUAUUACAUUUUGUCAUGCUCAGAAGGUUUAAGCGUUUGCGGGAGGGGUGAUUUGGGUUGAUUACAUGGUUGUUUCACUGAUACGAUUUUGGGCACAGUUUUGAACAUAUCUGCAGUUGUUUGAGUAUAGGGAAUGAUGGAAUUGGGAAAAUAAGGUGGCUAAUAGAUCUAAAGCACCUUUUCUUCUACGCAGAUGAAGUUCUAUUGUCUCUGCUUACGCACAACUGCCAUGCCUCUCGUUUUUUGGAAAACCAUUAUCUUGGGAGAAUGGGGAGGAGAUCUAUUUAUUAGUUUAAGAUUCUUUUCUUAAAAAACCCAUCUGGGUAAGCUGGAUCUGUAUUGAGCUGUUUGGAGUACUUUUUUCUUUUAAUUGCUGCUACUGUAUACUCACCAAAUGGAGUUGACCAUCGGCUGUUAUACUGUUUUUGCCACUGUGCCUGUGCUAGGAAACAUUUUCUGUAAGCUGCAAACUUGGGCAAUAAAUAAAAUGCAGGCUUCAUAACCCACCCCUAUGUAUUAAUCCUACGGUAUUCGAUAUACCGGAGAACUCAGUUAAAGGUGACCUGCAAAGGAAAUUUAUAUUAUUAUUUAUAUUUUUUUUCAAUUGGAAUGAAGCCCUCUCCUUUCUUUGGUAUAUAAAAAUGCAAAAAGUAUUCUUCCCAUAUCUCUGAUUUGUCUGUCUUCUUCCUCAAGGUGUAAGGUACAGACUGGGAGCUUUAUCAAGUCUUGGUAGAAGG